Geodia barretti is the source of this 3104-nucleotide messenger RNA. The record is from the annotation of a GenBank genome assembly. Lineage: Eukaryota; Metazoa; Porifera; Demospongiae; Tetractinellida; Geodiidae.
GCCCACUUUUCGCGUGAACUUUGACCCCUAUAAAGACGCUGGGGAGAAAAACUGCGGUGUCGGGAGAGCUACGCCGUUUGUAGGGGAAAGGUUUUUAGACGUGAAAAUAUCAUGAGUUACUAUCACCAACCCCCGUUGCCUGGAUUCCUGCCUUCUCCCCUCCCACCUCUUCCACCUCCUAUUCCACCAGCAUCUUACUGCUAUCCCCAUCCUCUUCCACCUCACCCUCCUCUUCCGCCUCCCCCUGCCCUGCCUCCUAAUCCCCCUGCCCCCCAAUAUCAACCUCAACCUUCAAUGCCACUACCAAGAUCUGCACCACCCCUUCCUCCGCCACUUCCUCCCCCUCUCCCUCCUCCCCUCCCUCCCUCACAACCCCCCACUCCUCCCCCUCCCCCCUUACCCCCCUCUCAACCCCCUCCAGUGUUCACCCCACCCCCUCAGGGGCCAGAAUUUCAUCAAACAUUUCGCCCUCCUCAUCAACCCUCAUCGGCAAACCAGCCUGUGAUUCCACCCCUGUUCCCUCGUAAGGGGGCCACAAUUUCCCCAACCCCCAGACAUCUCUUUCCAAGCCACCCACCUCCUAGCGAGGGGUCGCAAAAUUUCCCCCUCAAUGACCCCCAGCAUACAAUCAACCCCCUUCCCGAGAGGCCACAAAAUAUUGCUUGUGAGGGGCCACACUAUUUUACCAUCAGUGAACCUCAGCAUAUUAUGAACCGCCAUCGUGAGGGACCACAGAAUAUUCCUCGUGAGGGGCCACCAGUCAGUGAACCCCACAACCCCCCUCAGCCACUACAUUUUCCCUUCAAUGAAUCCCAAACUUCAUUCAACCCCCCUCAUCAAAGAGAAAAUUUCAACGAACCCCACCCCCUCCGUGAGGGGUCACAGAGAGAAAAUUUCAAAGACCCCCAACCUGUUUUUCGUCCCCCUCGUGAGGGGCCGCAGAGGGAGAAUUUUCCCACUGAAGACCCCCAAUUUGAACGACGACAUGACCUCCAGGCAUCUACCAACCAAUCAAAUCGCUGGGAUGGUAGGGGGGACCGUUAUUUCUCCCCAAACCCCCCAGAAAACAGAUAUUCCUCACCGAGGGAACGUUGGCGAGGGUUUUCCCCUACACCCCAGCAGCAUCGUGACGAAUCGUCGUACAGAGAGGGGCCGCCCCCUGCAGGAAAUUUCAAACAAGAACAGUAUUUCCACGAAGUCGACCAAAGUGAUGAACAACUUUGCGAUGAGCCCAAAGAUGAUAGUCUUGAAACACACGACUGCCGUUUCCAGCCCCUCCAUGAACACAAUUUCAGACCCCGCUCUCCUGAAUUUCGACCACGUUCCCCUGAUUUUCUACAGGGUCCACCCGAUUUUCAACCACGUUCCCCUGAUUUUCGACCCCCUUUCCAACCUCAUCCUGAUUCCAACAGAAGGGCACCACGCGAUAUUGAAUCCGAGGAGAAUCAAUUUUAUCAACAAGAAGAUAAUUUUGACCACUCGAGAGAGCACGAUAAUCGAAGGGUUCCCCCCACGAGUUCUUUUAGUGAUGAUGGUCCCCUGACCCACACUUUUGAACGUGGUUCCCCCAGGUUUGAUGAAGGUCCCCUGACCCACACUUUUGAACGUGGUUCCCCCAGGUUUGAUGAAGGUCCCCCAAGUUUAGACUGCGAUAGACCCCCAAUGUUCAAUAGACACCCGGAUUUCACCAACGAGAGGAGACCACCUCAUUUUGACGAGGGACCUGCUUUUAACCGAACCCACCAAUUUGACCCCCACCACCCAGAAUUCAGACCCCCUACUGACCCCUAUUUCGAGGGAUCAAGAUUUCACAAAGGGGGCGAUCAUUUCAGGGGUACGCCCCCUCCUGUUUACCAUAACGAUGAGGUGGUGGACAAUUUCCGCUGCCCCCCACAGAACCCCCAAGCUCAGUGGACGAGGGACCCAAACGAAGGGGGCAUCAGGCAAUCUCCCCACAACCCCCGGGGGCCAGAAUUCCACCGGAUGAACCCCGAACCCCUCCGCAAAGUUCCAUUGUUGCCGACCCCCACCCCAAUCCCAUUGAUGGGUCCUGAUUUUCCAAAGCCAGAGCUGAAGAUUGUAACGGCCGACAAGAUUUUCGAUUCCCCUGGCCGAAGUGAAAGACCUAGCCAUAUUGUCGUAAUACUAAGAGGUCUGCCAGGCUCGGGAAAGAGUCACAUUGCCAAACUCAUCAGGGAGAAGGAGCUGUACUAUGGAGCCCCAGCGCCGAGACUGUUGUCGCUGGACUCGUAUUUCCUGACGGAGGUUGAGAAAACGGAGAGAGAUCCUGACACGAGGCGACGGGUGAAGAAGAGGGUUCAGGAGUACGAGUUUGAGCCCGAGAUGGAACAGACGUACAGAGCGAGUCUCCUAAAGACGUACAAUAAGACGUUGGACGAAGGGUUCUUCCCAAUGAUAGUGGUGGACGCACCCAACGACUGAGGGUCCACCAUUUCGAUCGCUACUGGAGCAACGGAAAGAUGAGAGGGUUCGAAGUGUACGUAGCGGAGUUGAUAGACUCUGUGGAGAUAUGUGCUGCCAGGAAUAUCCACCAGAGAACCAAUGAGGAAAUCCAGAAGCUUGCCAGAGAGUGGGAAGACACUCCUCCUCAUUUCACAAGACUCGAUGUUACUCCCCUUGUCUCCGACUCUAACAUCGAUGAGGUUGAAAAGGGAGUGUGCUGGUUGCGAAAAAGUGGAGGGAGAGGAAGAAGUGGAGGCAAACAUGAGUCAACAGGUUUGGCCUGUAGCAUUCAUGUACGCACAUAAUAUGUCCUGUUCAGGCAUGCUGAUAUAACUUGUCUACUAAACUAGGCGAAGCACACUGAAGAAUGCUGAUGCUUGGUGCAGCAUAAAUCGUAGGUUCCAGUAAAUGUAUCGGAACGUGGACGUGUUGCAUUAAAAAAGCUUUGCAAAAUGAUGACUGAAUGAUACCUGUACUUGAGGGUACUGGAGUGAGUUUACUUAGCAUGACUUUAAUCAUGAGCUUUGAAGAAAACGGCACUAGCAAGAUGCGGGCGUACAUUGGCAAAUAGUACGAACGACCGUUUGUGGGCUGAGUGUAUAAUUGAUCAGUAGUAUUUGUAUGUAAUGUGUACAAUACAA